AUGUCAAAAUUGCGUUUCUUUUUGGGUACUAAAUUUGAUAAAUUACUCCGUGAAGAAAAAUUGAAAGAAAAAUAUGAAUAUUUUUCAAUUCCUUUAAAUAUUAAAAAAUUUGAUGAUUCGUUGAAAGAACGUUUAAACGUCUUGUCAGAAUAUGUACAGGAAAAAGAAAAAAUUGAAAAAGAUGGUGAUGAGAAAUCGUUUUUGAAAUUGCUCUUUGAUACAGAAGUUUUGAACAUUAAUACAUUGAAUGAAAAGCCACUGGCUAUUUUGGAUAAAGCUGAUAAAGGGAAAAAUAUUGAAAAUCCUUUUGAUUUAUUUUUCUGUGAUUUUAAUAAACAAUUGAAAGAUGGUGCUGUUAUUCUCAACAAGAAAGAUUUUGACGAAAAUGUAUUCAAAGGAAGUGAAUACUCCGUAAAUCCGAGGAAUUUAUUAGAAUUAAAGGGUUUAGACGAAUUAAUUAGAAAAUCAUCUUUCCUUUCACAAAACAUUAGAAAUCGUUAUCAUCAAACAAGUAUUUUGAUUCGUUUAGCUAUGAAAGUCGAAGAAAAUAAUUUUAAAAAUUCAUUGACUAGAACAGGCAAGGUUUAUAAAAUAAUGCCAAUUGGAAGAAUUAAUUGUGAUAAUACUAUCGAGAUUGAAAAUAUUUAUGUAAAAAUAUUUGAGACAGAGAAAACAAUACAAAUUGAGUCAGAAACACCUAUGGCAAUUGUUGAAUUAAUUGAAGAAGUUAAAAUUGAAAGAGAAGAAAACAAAGAAGCUGAACGUAAACAAAUGUUGGAGAAAUAUGAUGAUUUUAUUGUUGAAUUAAAAGAAGAAUGGUUUAAAGCUCUUUUUAAUCAUUUACUUGAUAAUCGCAUCAUAUACAUAAAGGAUAAAGAAAAGAAGGUGACAAUUAAAUUAAGUAAGGAAAAGGAAGCAGAAAAGGAAGAAAAGAAAGAAAAGGAAGAAGAAAAGGAAGAAAAAAAGGAAGAAAAAAAGGAAGAAGAAAAAGGAAGCAGAAACGGGAAAAGAAAAGGAAUCAAACAAUACAUUAUAGAUAAAGUUAAAAAAUUAUUUAAGAAAGAAGAAAAAGGAGAAGCAAGUACUAGCAAUAAAGUUGAGACUAUUCACGAUAAACAAGACGAACAUAUUCUUUAUUUUGACAAAAACAGUGUAAUUAGAAAAACAUUUUUGUUAAAAAUUUAUGGAAAAGAAAAUGCAGUUAAAUUGGUUAAAGGAAAAAAAGAUUCGGCCAUUUUUGUGAAUAUAGCUGAUGAAACAUAUGAAGUGAAUAAAAAUAAAAUAAAUAUAGGCAAGUUUUUUGAGAUAAGAGAAUUUUGCACGGUGAUAAUGUCACCUCGAGUGAUUUUAAGUAGCACCUUACCAUUAGUUCAAAUAAGUCCGAAAUAA
Meloidogyne enterolobii is the source of this 1389-nucleotide messenger RNA. NCBI's taxonomy places the organism in Eukaryota, Metazoa, Nematoda, Chromadorea, Rhabditida, Meloidogynidae. The record is from the annotation of a GenBank genome assembly.